Myodes glareolus (Bank vole) is the source of this 6288-nucleotide messenger RNA. RefSeq names its product REL proto-oncogene, NF-kB subunit (gene Rel). Gene Ontology annotation, molecular function: DNA-binding transcription factor activity, RNA polymerase II-specific; RNA polymerase II cis-regulatory region sequence-specific DNA binding. Gene Ontology annotation, biological process: innate immune response; canonical NF-kappaB signal transduction; non-canonical NF-kappaB signal transduction. Gene Ontology annotation, cellular component: nucleus; cytoplasm. Lineage: Eukaryota; Metazoa; Chordata; Mammalia; Rodentia; Cricetidae. The record is from RefSeq and is a predicted model, not a curated record.
GGGCGGUCCGCCCCGCCCCCUGCCCCUGCCGCGGCAUCCUGGCAGGGCGACGCCAGGACACGGGUGACCCGAGCGCGAAGAUUCUGGGGUGGGAAGGUGUGAGCCGCAAACCCAGAGGGGCCGGGAAAGAAGAGGAAGCCCGGGGGUGGUCAGAGGACUGGGGUCCCGGCUGCAGAGGCUGCUCGGCCUCCUGACUGACUAGCCGGCUGGCGGGCUGACUGGCUGACGGACGGACCGACGGACGGACCGACGGACGGGUUCGCAUCCUCUGGCCGGACGCGAGGAGCUGCGGCGGGCGGCGCGCGGAGCCGAGCCAUGGCCUCGGGUGCAUAUAAUCCAUAUGUAGAAAUAAUCGAGCAGCCACGACAAAGGGGAAUGCGGUUCAGAUACAAGUGUGAAGGGCGCUCAGCAGGCAGCAUUCCCGGGGAGCACAGCACGGACAACAACCGAACAUAUCCGUCUAUCCAGAUUAUGAACUAUUACGGGAAAGUAAAAGUGAGAAUUACGUUGGUAACAAAGAAUGACCCGUAUAAACCUCAUCCUCAUGAUUUAGUUGGAAAAGACUGCAGAGAUGGCUUCUAUGAAGCAGAAUUUGGACCAGAACGCAGACCUCUGUUUUUUCAGAAUUUGGGUAUUCGGUGUGUAAAGAAAAAAGAAGUGAAAGACGCUGUUAUUUUAAGAAUAAGUGCAGGAAUCAAUCCUUUCAAUGUCCCUGAGCAGCAGCUGCUGGACAUUGACGACUGUGACCUAAAUGUGGUGAGGCUGUGUUUUCAAGUCUUCCUUCUUGAUGAACAUGGUAACCUGACAACUGCUCUUCCGCCCAUUGUUUCUAACCCGAUUUAUGACAACCGUGCCCCAAAUACUGCUGAAUUAAGGAUUUGUCGUGUAAACAAGAAUUGUGGAAGUGUUAGGGGAGGAGAUGAAAUAUUUCUACUUUGCGACAAAGUUCAGAAAGAUGACAUAGAAGUUCGUUUUGUGUUGAAUGACUGGGAAGCUAAAGGGAUAUUUUCACAAGCUGAUGUACACCGCCAAGUAGCUAUUGUUUUCAAGACUCCUCCAUAUUGCAAAGCCAUAUUGGAGCCUGUGACAGUGAAGAUGCAGCUGCGGAGACCUUCCGACCAGGAAGUUAGUGAAUCUAUGGAUUUCAGAUACCUGCCAGAUGAAAAAGAUGCAUAUGGCAAUAAAUCAAAGAAACAAAAAACAACUCUACUUUUUCAGAAAUUGAUGCAAGAUUGUGCAGCUAACUUUCCUGAGAGAAUAAGAACUAUGCCCUCAGGGUCAAUUGGAGAUGGAAGAUUCAUCAAAAAAGAACCAAACUUGUUUCCUCACAGUACUGUUCUACCAGAAAUGCCCAGGUCUUCGGGAGUUUCAAGUCAAGCCGAACCCUACUAUUCUUCCUCUGUGCCCAUCUCAAGUGGACUGCCACAUCACCCACCAGCCAUGGCCUCAGUGGUCUCUCCACCUACAAGCUGGUCAGCAGUGACCCACCCCACCUCACGCUCAGUCAGUACAAAUGCAUUGAGUAGCUUCUCAGCAGCAGCACUGCCCUCUAACUCACCAGGCACCCUUCCGUUCCUAGAAGGGCCUGGGAUGAGCGAUUUAAGUGCCCCCAAUGCUUGCCUCUAUACCGAUGGCCUAGCUAGAAUGGAAACGUCACCCAUGUCACCGGAUGGCUUAUAUAGCAUUUCUGAUGUCAACAUGCUGUCUAAUCGCCCUGUGAGUGUGAUGACAACCAGCAGUGGUAGCAUGGGGGACACUGAGAAUCCAAGACUUGUGAGCAUCAAUCUUGAAAACCCUUCAUGUAACUCAAGAGACCUGAGACACCAGAUGCCUGCCGCCAGUAUGUCAACAGGCACCAGUUCUACUUCUGUCUUUGUUUCCCAGCCAGAUGCAUUCAAUAGGUCAAACUUCAACUGUGUCGAAAACAGCCUGAUCAAUGAGCCUGGACCGUCGAAUGAUGCAAAUAGUCGUAAUUUUGUUCAGAAUAGUCAGUAUUCAAGUAUUGACACUCUGCAGAGUGAGCAGUUGAGUGAUUCUUUGGUAUAUGGUUUUUUAGAUAUGUUGUAGGACUUAAAUCUAGAGAACUAUAAAACUUGAGGUAUACAGACUAGAAAGAGAAGGUUCAGAAUAGAAACUUUAGAGGGCUCUAGGAUUGUUACUUUGAAAGAUGCCGAAAAUGGAUGUGCUUGGUGUGACUUGUUCUUUCAUAUUUCCUCAAGACAAGCUAUGUGUCUUUUGUAACAUAUUAAUGUAUUAGUUAAAUGAAUUGAUAUUUGCUUUCAAGCAGAUUUAAGGUAAAACGUGUAAUGGCUAUGCCAUUGGGAAAUAAACUCAUUAUUAUUGUUGAGGCCCAGAGACUAAAGUGACCCCUAAGGGGUUUUCUGGGGUUUCUUGGUAUUUCUAGAUAUGUGUGUGUGUGUGUGUGUGUGUGUGUGUGUGUGUGUGAGAGAGAGAGAGAGAGAGAGAGAGAGAGAGAGAGAGAGGUGGGGGGAGCACUAAAGUGAGAUUUCAAGGUAUGGAGGAUUUUUGUUUUCUAUUCUUAUAUUACUUAGAUUCAUACCACUAAGGCUACCUAUGAAAUUAGCUUUGGGCUAGAGAGAUGGCUCAGCAGUUAAGAGCACUGACUGUUCUGGAGGUCCUGAGUUCAAUCCCAGCAACCACAUGGUGGCUCACAGCCAUUCGUAAUGAGAUCUGGUGCCCUCUUCUGGCCUUCAGGCAUACAUGCAGGCAGAACAUCGUAUACAUAAUAAAAUAAGUCUUUAGAAAAAUAGCUUAAUACCAAUAUUUCCAAGAAAAAUACUUUUUUUAGCCUUUUCUUUAUUAAAAGAUGCCCUCAUUCCCUUUAAUCUCAUAAAGCCUGUCUGCUUCUUUGUCAGGAAUCUAACCAGAUGUUCUAGCCCAUGUCUGUAAUCUUUCUGCUUAAUGUUGCAGUUCAAGGCCUGCCUGGGCCACAGAGUAAGUUCAGUACCAGCUUGGGCAGCUUAUGGAAAUUUUGUCUCACAAUAAAGAUAGAAAAGGCUAAGGAUGUGACUCAGUGGUAGAGCCUGCUUACUGUUUGCAAGACCCUGUGUUCAACCCCCUGGAGAGGGAAAAAUAAAAAAAAAAUUACAAAAUAAAUUUAAGUUUUACGUCGAUAUAUCGAAGCCGUGCUUUUGGCUGGCUUUUCCCCAGCCUCGCCAGCUCUGGAAAUUGGCAAUGCUGUGUUUCUAAUGCUAAGGCAAAAACCCUGACGUCGUCCUUGAUUCUUCAUCUCCCAAAUCUAUCAAGAGAGCAGCCAAUCCAGGUCUUUCCUCAAUAUAUAUGCAAAGCUGGCCACCUCCUUUGAACUCUUGUUUGACACGGGGUUUCAUAUUGCUCAAGCUGGUCUCACACCUGCUACGUAGCCAAAGCUGACCUUAACCUUCGAAUCUUCCUGCUGCUACCUCGGGAGUGCUGGGGUUACAGAUGUGCACGGUCACACCAAGUUUAUGUGGUUCUGGACAUCAGUGACAGAUUUAAUUUAAUUGGGCUUUGCUGGGAGACGCAUGCUACCGUGUUGAUCUGUAUGCUAGAUCAGAUGAUUGUAGCAGUUCAGCAGUAGUUGGCACUGAUAACUCAGACACAGCUGUUAGAAAGCUCAGCGGAUGUUACCCACACAUUGACUGCUUUCUUAGUUUCUCCUCUAACUGGAACUAAGGUUCAUCUACAUCUGUGCUUAGAGUAUUUUCAAAUGAUGUUUUAUUUCCAGGUGCUGUUUUCCUGGCCACACAACUCAUUUUAUAACUUAAAACGUGUUUAGCCACGUUUCCCCUUUCUCCCUAGUUGCACUUGUAUUUCACCUGGUUUGGAGGGCAUGGGCCUUCCUUCCCCAACUCCACCUGUGCACUCCAUCUCUUCCCCUGCUCCCAGUAUCCUCAUAUCACCACCUAGUUCUUGCUUUCGCCAUAUAAACAGAACAAAUAUCUUCUUGAGCUCAGAAAGAAAGGCUAAAAACAUCCCACAAAGUACCAGAAACCCUACCAGUAUCACGUCCCUUCUUCCCACACCGUAACUGUAAAGUCUGUGCCUCCAUCCCGUCACGUGUGUGUCCCUCCUUCGCCCGUCCAUCUCUGGCUUUAGUUUACCCAUCCCCUGUCGGAGCCCAGGUCUCUGUCUCAGUGUUACUCUACUUGUCUGUCCUGUCCACAGCCUGUUGCUAUUGCCCAGGCGUUUCUGUGAUGGUCAGGAUCCUCUGAGUUCCUAACCCCAGCUCCCCAUGGCUGUUUGCUGUGUGCACUCCCAUCUGUACCAAGUGUCAUCUUUCUCUGCUGCUGUCUGAAUGCUCAUGUAAGCUGCCUUCUCUUACACUCCGCUUUCCUAAUGGCAUUACUACUGUCACCAGAGAAUUGAAUAGAAACCUCGGAUCAUCUAUGAUUGUCUUCCUCAAUUCAUACAUAGCCCUUUUGAGUCUGUCUGCUAAAAGUCUCUUGGGCCUGGCUCUUCCAUCAUUCUUUUUCUCCAGUGGGUAUUUUUCCGCUCCAGUUGUUGCUCUUUUAAUAGCCUAUACCUCUUACACUUUGCGGUUAGAGCAUGUCACUCUUUUCCCCUCAGGUCUCCAUGUAUGUAACCCGCUCUGUCUCUGCUCCCAACAGUUCCCACUAACAGCUGGCUUCUCUGCAGGGUUUGGUCUGCUGCAGCUGAUAUCCAGCAGAUCUUGGAUUCCAGCACUUGACAUAGAUCUCUGUGAGUUCGAAAACAAAAACAAAACAAGACAAAAACCAUCCUGAGGCCCUUUGAAACCCAAAGCAACUCUCUCAGAAAUCGUAAUGCCGACAAUAGCCAGUAGAAAUUCUGCCUCUGUGUGGCAGGUUAAAUCUCAAGUACCCCUGAGGUACCUUACCCUGUCAUGCCAGUAGGCAGUAUUCAUGUUAUAAAUCAUUUGACAUUUUGUAACCAUAUAUUGUACAGUGCACCAUGUUCUAUGUAGAAAAUCAGAGGUGAAUGAGAGUCAACUCUUGUUCUCAAAGGUACAAUUCUUUACUUAUGAGGAAUCACACAUAAACGUGGGCUGACUUUAAGGGAUAGCUUGGAGAAUUUUUACUUAUGUAAAAACCAUGUAACCAUCGUGUUUGGGACUCCAGGCUCUCAUCAGUACCCCCAAACCACUAUUCUGAUUCUUGUCAUCAGAGCCUGCUGACUUAGUCUGCCAGCCUUGACUUUGCUAAUGGAUUCCCAUUUAUGAGUCUAGUGUACAGAGUAACGGGGUUGUCACUUUGCCUUAGUAUGUUUCAGCGUGUUUCAAUGGCCUCAGAAAGACUCUACUUUCCAUUGGCGAUACAGGCUGUCAAUCUGUACCAUAUUACAUUUUAAUCAUAAAUUGAUAUGUUGAAAAAAUACCACAAGCUAUCAGACAACAUGGAAAACUGUAGAGAAGAAAGACUGGUUUUAGUCAGGUAGCCUAGAUGGGUCUAGUGUUACUGGCCUGUAAUACCAGAUACUCAGGCAGAAGGAUCACAAGUUCAAGGUCCAGUCUGCCGGGUGAGUCCAAGGGAACAAACUUGUGAGCUCCUAUCUCAAAAUAUAAAGUGAAAAAAAAAAGGUGCUGGGGUGUAGUUCAGUGGUAGAGCACCUAGCAUGCAGAGCCCUGGGUUCAAUGCCCAUCUUUCCCAGGGUGUGUUCUGUACUAAUGUCUGGAAAGAAACACUGUAAGUUGUGACGUGUGAGUCAAAGACAGUGAAUGAGCAGCUGUGUUUCUCAUGUGGCCGGAUUAGUCUACUCUCAGGUUUGUCCAGGCUCGGCCCUCUAAGGCAGUCGCACGAAUGCUUGAACUGAACAUCAGGGCAGAGUUCACAGUGCGAAGCCAACAGCGGAUGACACCAAGUCUCAAAAGUAAUCGUAUCUGAUUUUUUUCAUGUAUGCAGAAUACCAAAAUCCCACUCAUGUCCACACCGGGUUUUUUUUUUUUUGUCUUCUUUUGUUUUUAUUUUAGUUUUGGUUUUUCAAAACGGGGUUUCCCUGUACAGCUCUGGCUGUCCUGGAACUUGCUCUGUAGACGAGGCUGGUCUCGUACUCAGAGAUCCACCUGCCUCUGCCUCCCGAGUGCUGGGAUUGAUAGUGCAAUGGUUAGUAUUCUGCAUUGUGUCCCACCAUCUUUUUUAAUAGAUGAGAUGUAACUUUUUAACAACCACACUCUUCUAAGCAUGGCUCAAGGGCAGUUGCCACCUGUCCCCGGUUAUUUAAAGGGGUAGUAAAUCUUAGUGUGCACAGGCUUGUUCCACAGCUGGAGAUGGUCAUUUGGUUUCCUCCUCCCCCUUCUUUUCUUCCUUCCUU